Molecule: messenger RNA, 1721 nt
Organism: Corythoichthys intestinalis (scribbled pipefish)
Lineage: Eukaryota; Metazoa; Chordata; Actinopteri; Syngnathiformes; Syngnathidae
Product: palmitoyltransferase ZDHHC20-A-like
Exons: 13
Coding region: 22-1077 (351 amino acids)
Molecular function (GO): palmitoyltransferase activity
Source: RefSeq, a predicted model, not a curated record
ACAAGCCCUUACAGAUUAAAGAUGGCGCCCUCUCAUACACUGAGGUGCUGCAAACGGGCUCUUAACUGGAUACCGGUCUUGUUUAUUAACCUGGUCGUGGGCUGGUCUUACUACGCUUAUGUCGUGGAGCUUUGUGUUUAUACAAUCACAAACAAUGCAGAGCGAAUCAGCUACCUGGUCAUCUUCCACAUUUUCUUCUUCAUGUUUAUAUGGUCAUACUGGAAGACUAUCUGCACCAAACCAGCGGAACCAUCAAAAGUGUUUGCCCUCCCGAGAGCAGAGCGAGAACUGUUUGAAAGAGAGGAGCAAGCGGAGAUGCAACAGGAAAUUCUGAAGAAGGUGGCGAGGAAUUUGCCCGUGUACACGCGCACGGCAGGAGGAGCCAUCCGAUACUGCGGAUUCUGCCAGGUAAUCAAACCUGACCGCUGUCAUCACUGUUCCACGUGCGAGAUGUGUGUUCUCAAAAUGGACCAUCACUGUCCCUGGGUGAAUAACUGUGUCGGUUUCUCAAACUACAAGUUUUUUGUCUUGUUUUUGGCUUACGCUUCACUCUACUGUGGAGUUAUUUGCGCUACUGUCGUCCAGUACUUCAUCAAAUUCUGGUCUAAACAUCUUCCCAACACGCACGCCAAAUUCCACAUCUUGUUUUUGUUCUUUGUGGCGGCGCUGUUCUUUAUCAGCAUCCUGUCACUCUUCAGCUACCACCUCUGGCUCGUAGGCAAGAACAGGACCACCAUAGAGGCUUUCAGAGCUCCAGUGUUUGUGAAAGGUCCAGACAAGAAUGGAUUUUCUCUCGGCUUCAAGCGGAACAUCGCCGAGGUGUUUGGGGAUGAAGCCAAGCGCUUUAUAUUUCCUGUUUUUUCCAGCCUAGGGGACGGCUAUUCAUUCGGAACCAGACUGUUGCACAUAGAUCCUGAACAGGCAAACGGCGUCCUGCAACAAAAUGGCAAAAGUCUUUCUAAUGAGGAAAUACACCCUAACUCAUUGGGAGACAAUACGCAACACAAGGUGGAUGAUGACAAAGCUGAGAAUGGAGGAGUCCAGAUAGUGUCUGUGGUCAUGGAGAACGAGCCAUAGAAGCUGACCUCACACGCUGCCUUGACCAUCAGCACGCAAACGGAGCCACCUUCAGUCCUCAGCUAGGCUUCUAGAGUCACAAUGUUUUUUUUUCCUUUCAAUAUAUUUGCUACUUGGUACUGCAAGGGCUUUAUCCGUGGCUCUUUAGACUGAAGCAGUCUGAUCCAAAGACUUGCAUUCGAUGUGGUCCAAAAAGAUUAACAAGAACUGGUACUGCUUUUCUCUCCGAGGCUGUGUGUGUAUUUAACUACACUGAUUGAUUUUCAUACUAGUCAGUAUUAAACCAGCAUCAUUAAGCACAUCUCAUGUCAGUUAAGCCUCACUACACACUUAAUGGAUCAGGAGAGAUGAAUGCUGCCAAGCGUACGUGCAAUAUGUCCAAGAAGAUUCACCACAUUGAAUCACUUUUUAACUGGUUUCGCUUAAUGUCAAAGGAUUUAUUUUUGUUUACAGCAGUUCAACUAUGUAUUUUGUCGAUUAUAUGUGUACUGAUAAUUUAAGCUUCAGGAGUGCGAAUUAAAUCAGGGUUAACUUGAUGAAACUAUUAGUGUCAUUUCAGAAAAAUGCUUUUAACAUAGGCACAACUUACACUGCACUAUCAAUAUUUGUAAAUGACUUCCUUAUACUGUUUGUACUUGUUUAUA